Aphis gossypii (cotton aphid) is the source of this 1539-nucleotide messenger RNA. Its product is annotated as activating signal cointegrator 1 complex subunit 1. Gene Ontology annotation, cellular component: nucleus. Bases 210 to 1292 code for a protein of 360 amino acids. The transcript is spliced from 9 exons. Gene Ontology annotation, biological process: DNA alkylation repair; regulation of DNA-templated transcription. NCBI's taxonomy places the organism in Eukaryota, Metazoa, Arthropoda, Insecta, Hemiptera, Aphididae. Gene Ontology annotation, molecular function: RNA binding. The record is from RefSeq and is a predicted model, not a curated record.
AUUCAUGACUUCAUAAAAUUGUCAGUUUGAAAAAAGUAAAGAACAAGAAUAGAAGAAAAAUCCUUUAAGCUCUGAUUUUCAUGGUUUCAUGUUCAGCCUCAUAGGACAUUAGUAAACCACUUGAUAAUAUUGAAUUUCCUACUUCAAAAUCACGGUUCAUUGUUUUUUGAGGGUAUUUUUAUUUCUUCAUUGUAAGUCCGUGUGAAGUUAUGGAUGUAUUACGUCCAAAGAUAUUGAACAUUGAUGGUCGAAUGUAUCGCUUGAAUACUGAUGAUUGUUGUCCAAACGAGUAUGUUGAACCUGAAAUAGACAAAGCUGAGAAACAAAUGCAUAACAACAAAAUAUCUGAACGCCUACCAUCUUAUGUCGAAAGGGAUGAUAUUGAAGAAGAAGAAUCUGAUGAUUUAAAUAUUUACAUGGAAGGUGAUCGAUGUGUUCUGAAACUAGAAGCUCCAAAUAUAUUUUAUGGUUUGAUCAUUGGUAGAAAUCGAGAAAAUCUCAAAAACCUUGAAUAUCAAACAAGAACUAGAAUUAAAAUUCCUGGUAUGAGAGAAAAUAAUGUAAUAACUAUAAAAGGAGAACAAAGAGCAAAUGUUAUUGCUGCUAAAUCAAAAAUUGAUGCAAUUAUAAAGAGAGGUCGAUUCAAACAGAGUAUGACUCACUUUGUGUCCUUUCCAAUGGUCAACCCUAUGGUGGUUGAUAACUAUUUAGCUUUCAAGAAAAUGGUUCUUGAUGAAUGUGGCCAGUGCCGUGGUAUCACUGAACUUUUAUUUCAAGAUGAAUUUAAACUUCAUUUGACAAUUACCUGUUUUGUGCUAUGUAAUGCAGCAGAAAUAAAAAGAGCUAUCAAAUUAAUGGAACAGUGUGAAAAUACUAUAAUAAAACCUAUGAAUUUGAAAUCCUUAGAUGUAUUAGUUACUGGGUUAGAUUAUAUGAAUGAUGAUCCAUCGGAAGUGAAUGUUUUGUAUGCCAAAGUGGAAAAUCCUGAAAUUCAAAUGUUGGCGGAUAAAAUACAAACAUUCUUCCAAGAUUGUGAUUUGGCAUUGCAACCUAGAAAUAAUCAUGUAAAGCUACAUAUAACGUUGAUGAAUUCUGGUUUCUACAAUUAUCAAAGUAGUGUUAAUGGGGAUUCUGGCAAUAAAUCUCAUCUUACAUUUGAUGCUAGAAAAAUAAUUGAAAAAUUUAAUGAUUAUACAUUUGGAACUGUGCAGCUGUCAGAAAUUCAUCUGUCACAACGUCAUACGUUUGAGUCUAAUGGAUACUAUAAAUCAUCAUUUGUACUAAAACUUUAACCAAAUUUAUCUUAUAUCAACUGAGAUUUGAUGUAAAUACUUUAAUUAUUUAUUUAGAUAUACAGAAUAAAAUGUUAAAAAUAUUUUUUGAAACUAAAGACUAAAUAAAUAUUUUGUAAACAAAAUCAUAUAAUUUAUAAAAAUCAUUAGAAAAUAGGAAUGGUUUUUAUUGAACAUAUAAGUUACAGUUAUAUACUGUGAUUGAAUUGAAAGGUGAGGAGGAGUUGAAUAAAAUAUGAUCGUUUUA